AUGGCUCACCAAGGACAUCCUCAGCAGGGUUACUACCCCCCUCCCCCACCUGGUGCCCCCCCUGGCCACCAAGCCCAAGGGCAUCCCCAGCAGCAGCUCCAUGCCCCUCAGCAGCAGCAACAACACCAACAACAACACCCCUCAGAUAGCGGACAGUUCCCAGGUGGCAGUUAUGCCGUCACUCACCGUGACACAAACGCCGUGCUGAACGUCACCGUCCAGCAGGGAGCGAACGUCCGCUCUGCGCCGGGGGCCAUGAUUCACAUGUCCGGUGAUAUCAAGCUGACAGGCAAAGUCAAAUUCUCCAUGAAGAAGCUCUUCACUGGCGGCGAGAUGUCCGAGUCCACUUACACCGGGCCUGGCAGGGUCGCCCUCGGCCCAACCUUGUUUGGAGACAUCAUCACCCUCCACAUUGACGGCAGACAAAACUGGAUUAUCGGCAAGGAUGCCUUCCUCGCCUGCACAGCAGAGGUCGCCAAGGAGUCAAAGUCCCAAGGCCUUGGUAAGGCCCUGUUCUCUGGCGAGGACCUAUUUGUCUACCACGUAAAGGGCCAGGGUAUUAUGUGGUUGACGAGUUUCGGUGCCGUUGAUCGCCUCGAUCUUCAGCCUGGUGAGCAACACAUUGUGGACAACGGCCACUUGGUAGCUUGGAGUUGUGACUACAAGAUCGAGCGAGCUGGUGGCGGCGCAAGCACAAGUAUGAAGACCGGCGAGGGUCUUGUCUGCCGAUUUACUGGGCCUGGCUCUGUAUAUGUGCAGACUCGUAACAUGGAUGAGUUCCAGUCCUUUAUUCGUGCUACGGCUGGAUCGCAGUAA
Molecule: messenger RNA, 816 nt
Organism: Clonostachys rhizophaga
Lineage: Eukaryota; Fungi; Ascomycota; Sordariomycetes; Hypocreales; Bionectriaceae
Source: the annotation of a GenBank genome assembly